CAAACAAUUCUCUGUUCUCUGCUAACUGCCUUAAUUCAAUAUUCAAGAAAAAAAAUAAAGAAGGUUUCAGUGAAUGGGUGAGAAAAAGGAGAAUGCUAAACCGGCCGAUGCCGGCAGCGAUGACAAGGUCACCGCCGUGUACAAGAUUGACAUGCAUUGUGAAGGAUGCGCGAAGAAAAUCAAGCGGGUGAUUAAGCAUUCCGAUGGUAAUUACAAAAUUAAAUCAUUCCUAAUCGGCGAUUCAUUCUUCAAAUCUGAAAUCGGAAUGUUCUAUAUUCGAUUGACCUAAUCUGAUUCCUAAACGGUUACAACAUGAAUUUAUUUUCCGUAUUCAAUGUUUUCUUGAAUGAUUUUACUGUUUUGUCCAUAUAUUUUGUUGAGAUUUAUCAAUUUUACUUUUCGUUAGUCUUGCCGUGAUAAAUGGGGGAUGAUUUGGAUAAGGAAUACAGCUAAUUGUGGGAUCCGACUUGACCAAGAAAAGAUUGGAGAAUUCGUUUGACAUGCGUGAAUGAAAUUCCAACGGCAAGUAAACCUAACACACAAGUUUUGUUUGGUGAAGGUGUGGAAGAAGUGAAGACAGAUUGCGGAGCCAACAAACUGACGGUGAUUGGCAAAAUGGACCCUGCCAAGAUCAAAGAGAGAUUGGAGGAAAAAAUAAACAAAAAGGUGGAGCUCGUCUCUCCUCAGCCGAAGAAGGACGGCGGUGGCGGCGAUAAAAAAGCCGACGAGAAGAAGCCCGAGAAGAAACCCGAGGAGAAAAAAGAGGAGAAGAAGGACGAGAAGAAAGCAGCACCUAAAGAGAGUUCGGUGGUUUUGAAGAUCAGAUUGCACUGUGAUGGUUGCAUAAAAAAAAUCCAGAAAAUCAUCUUGAAGAUCAAAGGAGUUCAAUCGGUAGCUAUAGACGGAGGCAAGGAUCUCGUAACUGUAAAAGGCACAAUGGACGAGAAAGAGCUGGUUCCGUAUCUCAAGGAGAAGCUGAAGCGCAACGUGGAGCUUGUUCCCGCCAAAAAAGAGGAAGGCGCGGGUGAAAAGAAGGAAAAAGAUGGCGGCGGUGAGAAGAAGGAAAAAGAAGCUGCUGCUGCUGGUGGCGAGAAGAAAGAAGGCGGCGGCGGCGGCGGCGGUGGGGAGGCGAAGAUGGAGAUGAAUAAGAUGGAGUACCACGGGUCUGCGUAUCCACCGCAGCCGAUGUACUGGUACGAUGGGCAGGCGCACGGGCAGGCGUACGGGCAGGGGUAUGGCGGCCCGAGUUAUGCGGUGGAGAACUACGCUGGGCCGAGCCAUGGUUACGUGAACUAUGGUUAUGUUAACCAAGGGUACGAGUUGGAUCCGCGCCAUCCGCUUCACGCGCCUCAGAUGUUCAGCGACGAAAAUCCUAAUGCAUGCUCCGUCAUGUGAGAAGCACGGAAGGAGUUAAAACGGCGAGAAAGAAAAAGAGGGACUUAAAUGUAAAUAAAGAAAUUGGCUAGGGAGAGAGGGAAGUAAAUACCAAAUUCAUGGUAGAUUAGGGACUUAGAAAUAGACCAGCCGGUCUAAUUAGUUAAAUUGUGGGGGUGGUUUUGGCAUUUUGUUCCUUCUUUUACUAAAUAAAUAUAUAUCUAAAUAUCUAAAUUUUGUGCCACCAGAAUAUUUAAUAAUUAAUAAAAAAAUCUUAUCUUU
Molecule: messenger RNA, 1656 nt
Organism: Rubroshorea leprosula
Lineage: Eukaryota; Viridiplantae; Streptophyta; Magnoliopsida; Malvales; Dipterocarpaceae
Source: the annotation of a GenBank genome assembly